AUGACACCUUCAGUCCGCCAAUGGGCUCUCAUCACCGGUGUCAGUCCUGGCACUCUGGCUGAAUGCCUCUCCGCCUCGUGCCUCCAACGCGGGAUCAAUAUCAUUGCCACCAGCGUCGAUACCAAAGAUAUAACGUACCUUCACCCCGAACCAGGUAGUAACCAUGGAUUCCUCAUCACUCUCAAAAUGGACGUGACAUCCCGAAAGUCGAUCAACAAAGCUGUAGAGCAGGUUGAACGACUCACUGACGGGAAGCUUGAUUUCUUAGUGAAUUGUGAGGAAUGCAAGUAUUUCGUUCCGAUCUUGGAUGCAGGUCUCAGCCAGUCAAGGGCGCAGUAUGAGGUCAAUGUCUGGGGAGUUGUGAGGGUGGUGCAGGCAUUCUUUCCACUCCUACAGGAAGGAAGUGGCACUGUGGUCACGCUGGGUCACUCCGCCAGUGAGACUGGAAGGUCGUAUGGGGGCGUGUAUGAGAGUUCAAAGGCGGCGGUCAAGAGUUUGACGAAGGCUAUGAGGUUCGAGUUGGCACCUUCUGGGAUUGGGGCGGUGUGUUUAGAUGCGCCAGAUAUGAGGGUGGAGAGUUUUGAGAAUAGAGGUGAAGGUGGUGUGGGCGAGGAGAGUGUGCAUUGGCCGAUUAGGGGCGAUGUUGAGGCAGUUAUGGAGAGAUCACUGGCGGGCGAGAAGGGGCAGGAUAGGUUUGAUGUGGCCGAGAGGAUGGUUGAGGAGUUGCUGAACGGACAGACGCUGGAUCUUCAUCCCAAGAAAGAAUCGUGGCAAAUUAUGCUCACUGCACUGUUGGCGUGGAUACUACCGACUUGGCUGCUAGAAGGACUAAAUGCUCGUGCUGCCGGUCUGUAUAAGCUUGAGCAUUCACUAACUAAUGCUGCUCCUCAUGAACGCAAAAAGUCAACCUGA
Messenger RNA from Fulvia fulva, 912 nucleotides. RefSeq names its product Short-chain dehydrogenase ptmH. NCBI's taxonomy places the organism in Eukaryota, Fungi, Ascomycota, Dothideomycetes, Mycosphaerellales, Mycosphaerellaceae. The coding region runs from base 1 to 912 and encodes 303 amino acids. The transcript has 2 exons. The record is from RefSeq and is a predicted model, not a curated record. Gene Ontology annotation, biological process: phosphatidic acid biosynthetic process; triglyceride catabolic process. Gene Ontology annotation, molecular function: acylglycerone-phosphate reductase (NADP+) activity; triacylglycerol lipase activity. Gene Ontology annotation, cellular component: endoplasmic reticulum; lipid droplet.